This is a messenger RNA of Spinacia oleracea (spinach), 2421 nucleotides long. RefSeq lists its product as uncharacterized. The transcript is spliced from 3 exons. Gene Ontology annotation, molecular function: aspartic-type endopeptidase activity. Lineage: Eukaryota; Viridiplantae; Streptophyta; Magnoliopsida; Caryophyllales; Amaranthaceae. Bases 1 to 2421 code for a protein of 806 amino acids. The record is from RefSeq and is a predicted model, not a curated record. Gene Ontology annotation, biological process: proteolysis.
AUGGAGGAUCACCCAAUGUACCCCUACAACCUAAGGAUGGGACAACAUGAGGACAUACCUCCCUAUGUAGAAAGAGUAAAGGAAUGUUGUGAAGAAUGGGGAGAUCUCCUAGGAGGCCUGAACAACUAUGACACACACUCUAGAAUAAUAGACGUCCUACUCAAAACCAUCCCACGCCAUGAGCCUUGGAUCCCGAUUAUUGAAAUGUAUAACGAUGUUCUCACAGAAGAAGGGGAGACCCACCCAACUAAAUACAGAUAUGAGGGUCAAUGGUUCCUUACCAUUGAGUAUGUCUCAACGAGGUUGAUGGAAGCUUUGUCAAAGUGGGAACCUGAAGAUGAGAUGGGGGAAGUAAUCGAUGCGGAACCACCCACGUUAGAGAAUGAAGAAAGGGGAGGUGAGAGGGAUGAGGUGGAAGAUGAUAUGCGAGUGGAUCUCCCAAUAGAAGAAGACCCAAUAGAAGAAGACCCGGAAGAGGAAGACCCCGAGGAAGAAGACCCCGAAGAGGAAGACCCCGAGGAAGAAGAUCCCGAAGAAGAGUUUGAUGAAAAACCACCUUACUUCCAAGGUGAAGAGGACCCUAGUAUUCUAGAAAACUGGAUCCGUGAAUUUGACAAACUGUUUGAGGCUAUAGGGUGCCCUGAGGAAGAGAGAAUCCCUUUUGCAACCUAUUAUCUUAAGGGAGAAGCUGAUAUUUGGUGGUCUACCUCCAUAGCUGACCUAGCUGCUGAACUUGGAUUUAACUGGGAGGCCUUUAAGGAUGCUAUGAGGGAUAGGUUUUACCCUGAACAUGUGAAAAUGCAAAAAUUCAAUGAGUUUGCUAACCUUAGGCAGAGAAACAUGUCUGUCCAGGAGUAUCAUUCCAAGUUCCUAGAGCUAGCUAGGUUCGCACCUACCAUGGUCCAUGAUGGGAGAGCUAAGGCCAACAAAUUCAUUCGAGGUUUGAACUUUGACACCCAGAAGGUUGUGAUUGUUUUGAGAUGCCGAAACUUACAAGAAGCUUAUGUUAGCGCAGCGAGUCACUACAGAGUUGAGAAGCUAGAGGAGGAAAUCAAGUCUAGGGGUAAGAGAAAGGAGGGAGAUUCGAGGAACAAUAAUCAGAAUGGGGGAAAUUCUGGAGGCUAUGGGGAUAAGAGGCCUAGGUAUAACAAUGGCGAUCAGGGUUCGGGUAGAGGAUACCAUGGAAAUAACAACAAUUAUCUAGGAAACAAUGGAGGGAAACCCCAAAACCAAGGGCAGAACCAGAAGUAUGGGAAUGGGAACGGAAAAAGAAAUGAGAGGCACUACUAUUGCAAGCAGUGUAGUAAGGACCACCCAGGAGUUGAUUGUAAGGGAAAUGCUGUGCAGUGCUUUGAUUGCAAGAAGAUGGGACAUCGUGAGUUUGAGUGCUAUGCUAAGCAAAAUGGGGGUCAGCAACAACAAGGGAGGCAGAACAAUUUCAGGAAUAACAACAACCAAGGGAACCCUUCAGGGAGCCAAUCUGCUCAAAAUGGCCCUAACAAGACCUUGUCUACCCCGAAUAGCAGCAAUGGGAAUGUGAAUGGUGGCAACAAGGGGAGGAUUUUUGUGAUUAACCAAACUCAGGCUAAUGGAGAGGCUAAUGUGGUGACUGGUACUUUUCUUAUAAACUCUAUUCCUGCAUAUGUACUUUUUGAUUCUGGAGCUUCACAUUCAUUCAUAUCAUCUUCCCUAGUUAAGAAGUUAGGUCUAGAACCUUCUUCUCAUAUUCCUGCUCAAAUUUCUAUUCCAACUGGGGAGGUAGUGUCAUGUAGAAAACUGUAUAAGGAUGUUUCAAUAAAUAUUAGCGGGACUAUACUACCAGGAGACCUUAUAGAGUUCAAUCUUGAUGAUUUAGAUGUCAUAUUGGGAAUGGAUUGGUUCGGAAAAUAUAGAGCCCGAAUAGAGUGUCAUGAUCAAAAGGUUGUUCUGAAAGGUCCAAAUGGGAAUAGAAUAUCCUACCAGGGCAUUGUAACCAAACCUGGGGUGAAGAUCAUAUCAGCCUUAGCUAUGCAUAAGUACCUUAGAAAAGGACAAGAAGCCUACCUGUAUAUGCCCCCGGAUAGAGAGGUUGAGUUCACCAUAGAGUUGAUUCCAGGAACUGCACCAAUUUCUAAAGCACCUUAUCGUAUGGCCCCUGCUGAGAUGAAGGAAUUGAAAGGUCAGAUAGAAGAUUUGUUGAAUAAGGGAUAUAUUAGGCCAAGCGUGUCACCAUGGGGAGCCCCUGUGCUCUUCGUGAAGAAGAAGGAUGGAAGCUUGAGGUUAUGUAUAGAUUAUAGGGAGCUAAAUCAAGUCACGAUAAAAAACAAGUAUCCAUUGCCUCGUAUAGAUGGCCUUUUUGACCAGUUGAAGGGUGUUGGAACCUUCUCUAAGAUUGACUUGAGAUCUGGGUACCAUCAGUUGAAAAUUGCGGAAAAGACGUAG